This is a messenger RNA of Nymphaea colorata (pocket water lily), 1313 nucleotides long. Its product is annotated as NADPH-dependent aldo-keto reductase, chloroplastic-like. The transcript has 8 exons. NCBI's taxonomy places the organism in Eukaryota, Viridiplantae, Streptophyta, Magnoliopsida, Nymphaeales, Nymphaeaceae. Gene Ontology annotation, molecular function: aldose reductase (NADPH) activity. Gene Ontology annotation, cellular component: cytosol. The record is from RefSeq and is a predicted model, not a curated record. Bases 205 to 1155 code for a protein of 316 amino acids.
UGGUCGUCGGAAGCUCCAAAAGGAGUGGAGGAGAACGAAGGUGAAGCAACUUGAUUUCGAAGUCGUCGUCGUCGACUAUUGCUAUUUCAUCUCCUCUUGUCGGCGCUUCUCCGCUCAUCGCUUUCGUGAUUCUUCCUUCCAUUCUGGUCGCCCGUCUUGAUCCGAGCACCUGCCCUACAUUCCCGGUUUGAAGAGGGUUUGUAGAUGGCGGAGGAAAACGUCAAUGGGGUUGUCUACUUUGAGUUGAACACCGGAGCGAAAAUGCCGUCGAUCGGCCUCGGAACGUGGCAAUCCGAGCCCGGACUCGUCGGCAACGCGGUGGAAAUUGCUGUCAAGGCUGGAUACAGGCAUAUCGAUUGUGCUCGACUCUAUGAGAACGAGAAUGAGAUCGGGGUUGCCCUGAAGAAGCUGUUUGAUGAAGGAGUAGUAAAGCGUGAAGAUUUGUGGAUUACCUCAAAACUUUGGAAUACAGAUCAUGCACCCGAGGACGUACCGGUGGCUCUGGAAAAGACGCUGAAGGACUUGCAGCUAGACUACGUCGACCUUUAUCUUAUCCAUUGGCCACUGUGGAAGAAAACUGCUGGCGCUGAUCCUGGAAGCCUCUCUGCCUCUCAUAUUCCUAGCACCUGGAAGGCUAUGGAGGCUUUGUAUGAUUCUGGCAAGGCACGUGCUAUUGGUGUGAGCAAUUUUUCUUCAAAGAAACUUGAAGAUUUACUGUCAUAUGCGAGGAUCCACCCCGCUGUCGACCAAGUUGAAUGCCAUCCUGGAUGGCAACAAGCGAAACUUCGAGCAGUCUGCCAGGCAAACGGUGUUCACUUCUCUGCCUAUUCUCCAUUGGGAUCACCGGGGACAACAUGGAUGAACAGUAACAUCUUGAAGCACCCGAUCCUCACUAUGGUUGCAGAGAAAUUGGGCAAGUCUCCUGGACAAGUGGCCUUAAGGUGGGGAAUACAGAACGGACAAAGCGUCCUUCCUAAAAGCACUAAAGAAGCUAGGAUUAAGGAAAAUUUGGACAUUUUCGGUUGGUCUAUUCCAGAUGACUUGUUCUGCAAGUUCUCCGAAAUCGAACAGAGGCGGCAGUUGCGAGCUGAAUUCCUUGUCCAUGAAAACGGUCCCUACAAAAGUCUGGAGGAACUGUGGGAUGGUGAGGUAUGAGGAGGUAGUGAAAAAUUUGCUGCAAAAUUUAUUGAAUUUUCCUGUCUUUGUAAUAAAAUUUCCAUACAUCUUGAUAAACUGAACUUGUAUUAAAUGGUUGUUGGAGUGUUAUGCCGUCGUUUGAAUGAAUAAAGCUCCUGAUGACAUUUCCUGUGAAA